Molecule: messenger RNA, 2441 nt
Organism: Harpia harpyja (harpy eagle)
Lineage: Eukaryota; Metazoa; Chordata; Aves; Accipitriformes; Accipitridae
Gene: ECD
Product: ecdysoneless cell cycle regulator
Exons: 13
Coding region: 39-1952 (637 amino acids)
Cellular component (GO): nucleus
Source: RefSeq, a predicted model, not a curated record
GCGGAGCGUCGCCGCCCGGCUCGGCCCGACCCGGCGCCAUGGAGGGGAUCGGGCGGGCCGCGCCGGCGGAGGACGCGGUGUGCUACCGCCUCUUCGCGGCGGCGGGCUCGGGAGGCGAAGCGCUGCUGCGCCGCUGGGCCGAGGGGAUCGUGGUGCGCUUCGCGCCGCUGCUGGCCGCCUACAUCUGGCAGCGGCAGCCCUUCCGCCUGCGCUACGUGCCGCCGCGGGGCGAGACGCCGGCGCACAUCGGCGGCACCACGCUGUUCGGGGAUAACGUGGAGGACGAGUGGUUCAUCGUCUACCUCGUCCGGGAGAUCACCAGGGAGUUCCCGGGGCUGGCGGCCAGGAUCGAUGACAACGAUGGUGAGUUCCUCUUGAUAGAAGCAGCUGAUUUUCUCCCAAAGUGGCUGAAUCCUGAGAAUAGUGACAACAGGGUGUUCUUUUACAAAGGAGAACUGCACAUCAUUCCACUGUCAGAGACUCACAAGCAGGAAUGCGACCUAUCUGCUGCCAGUCCAACAAUCUCGCAGGCGUUAACGCUGUUAUCCACCUGUUCAGAGGAGUUCCUGGCUGCAGAACCCAUUAGAACAGCAGUAUAUAAACGCAUCAGUGGGUAUCCUGAGAAAAUUCAGGCCUCAUUUCACCGAGCCCACUGCUACCUUCCGGCAGGCAUUGUGGCAGUGCUGAGGCAGCGCCCUUCGUUGGUGGCUGCAGCAGUCCAGGCGUUUUACCUGCGAGAUCCUGUAGAUUUACGAGCAUGUCGCUCUUUUCAAACUUUCCCUCCGGACAAUCGUGUGAUGACUGUAGUUACUUUCACAAAGUGUUUAUAUGCACAACUGGUGCAGCAGAAGUUUGUUCCGGAUAGACGCAGUGGAUACACUCUGCCCCUCCCAUCUCAUCCUCAAUACAAAGCCUAUGAACUGGGCAUGAAACUGGCUCAUGGCUUUGAAAUUUUGUGCUCCAAGUGCAGCAAAGUAUCUCCUGAUUCCAAGAGAAAUGUGUUAAGCAGUCCCCUGUGGGUGAGAUUCCUCAGCAGCCUGAAGGAAAAAAAUUAUUUCAAGGGAGAAAUGGAAGGAUCUGCUAAGUACUUGGAACUGCUGCAUAUGGCAGAAGAUUACUUCCAGCAAUCUGUUACCAAGCCAGAAAGCUCUGUUGAGGUGAGCCCAGGUGAUGAAAUCUUGACAUUGCUACACACAACAACCAUUGAUCUGAAGGAAUUUGAGAGAGAAGCAGCUUGUCUUCCUCCAGAGGAUGAUGACAGUUGGCUGGAGAUUACACCAGAUGAUCUAGAUCAGAUGCUGAAGGAGGCAAGAAAUGAGUCCCUUCCUUCCUCAAAUGAGGAAGAGCAGAAGUAUGACUUGGAAGCAGUUGCUGAAAGUAUGAAGGCUUUUGUAUCCAAAGUCUCAACGCAUGAAGGAGCAGAAAUGCCAUGGUCAUCUGAUGAAUCCCAUGUUACCUUUGACGUAGAUUCUUUUACAAAAGCGUUAGACAGAAUUUUAGGGGCAGACUCAGAAGAGCUAGAUUCUGAUGAUCUGGAUGAAGAGGAGGAGUUUGAUUUCUCAGAUGAGGAUGAUGAAGACCUAGAUGCUGAAAAUCGAAGGCAAGACCAGAAGGUAUCGCCUAAUGAGCUGAUAGGCAGUCUCAAGUCGUAUAUGAAUGAGAUGGACCGUGAACUGGCACAUACCAAUGUUGGUAAAAGUUUCAUCACCCAAAAGAAAGAGGCAAGUUCUGUUAAUGCAACUACGACUCAAAAUGCUGGCCCUGAUACUGGAGCUGAAGAUACUGAGUUGACACCAGUUGAUGUGGAUAUGAACCUAGUAGCUAACCUGCUUGAAUCUUAUAGUGCUCAGUCUGGACUGGCAGGACCCACCUCUAACAUUUUACAGAGCAUGGGAGUGUAUUUACCUGAAAAUGCAGAUCAUGGUGGCUUUGAUAAGGGAGCAACAGAAUAAAAGACUGUCUUAAUUCAGAAGACAUGGCUGAUUGAGAAAUGAAGCCCAGAAAGACUAGCAGUAUGUGGAAGAAGAGACAAAAGGUUUGAAUUAAAAGCAUUUUAUGUAUUGGUUUUGUGUUGCUUUAAAGAUGCAAAGUGAAUUUACCUGCAAAAGCCGUCUGUUUGGGUACUGUCUUGGGUAGAAAUUGGAUUUUUUCCAGUGCUAACAUGUUCUGAAAAUGCUCCUGCCUUCAGGGGGAGAUAGAGGAAUACUGUAUUCCAGGAGCAGUGUUCUCUUGUGGAUUUGUGAACGCUGGUUAAAGGUUCAGCGGACACUUAAUCGCUUUUCCAAAAGUACAAUGCUUCAUUGUAAGAACUUCUGAUAAUUACUGUAAGAAUCUGUUCUUCAUUAAGCAGGAGGAUUUGAAGAGUAAUUGGAUUGAAUAUGUAAAUAUUGGAUAUAAGUAUUUUUUGAAUUUAUUUAAAUAAAAGCAGAAAUACAGCUUGA